Molecule: messenger RNA, 913 nt
Organism: Nannospalax galili (Upper Galilee mountains blind mole rat)
Lineage: Eukaryota; Metazoa; Chordata; Mammalia; Rodentia; Spalacidae
Product: AP2-associated protein kinase 1-like
Exons: 5
Coding region: 341-913 (190 amino acids)
Biological process (GO): protein phosphorylation
Molecular function (GO): ATP binding; protein kinase activity
Source: RefSeq, a predicted model, not a curated record
UUCCCUGAUCUCCUUCUUGCCAUGGACUCCUUUCGGCCCGUGGCUACAGUAGCUGUUGAAGCGGCAGGGCUGAGAGCUGGCCGCGCCGCCCCAAAGGCACUUCCGCUGGCGGGUCACUUCCGGGUUUGAACUUACCGAUCGCUCUCGGAGGAGGAGGGCACCCGCCGCGCGAUUGACAGUAUAUUCCUGCAGGCGCCGUCCCUGAGCCCCCACCCCACGGCCGGAUCCGGGUGGCUCCGCUGCGGGCCGAAACCGGAGAAGAAAUCCUUAGAUCUCUUUUCUUUUUUAAAAAGAAUCUAGAAACCGUCGGCAUUUUGCCUUGCUGUUUCCUAUUUGCAAGAUGAAGAAGUUUUUCGACUCUCGGCGGGAGCAAAGCGGCUCUGGCCUGGGCUCUGGCUCCAGCGGAGGAGGGGGCAGUAGCUCGGGCCUGGGCAGUGGCUACAUCGGAAGGGUCUUCGGCAUCGGGAGGCAGCAGGUCACCGUGGACGAGGUGCUGGCGGAAGGUGGAUUUGCUCUCGUCUUUCUGGUGAGGACAAGCAAUGGGGUGAAAUGUGCCUUGAAACGCAUGUUUGUCAACAAUGAGCAUGACCUCCAGGUGUGCAAGAGGGAAAUCCAGAUCAUGAGAGACCUAUCAGGGCACAAGAACAUUGUGGGCUACAUUGAUUCUAGUAUCAACAAUGUAAGCAGUGGUGAUGUGUGGGAAGUUCUCAUUCUCAUGGACUUCUGUAGAGGAGGCCAGGUAGUAAAUUUGAUGAACCAGCGUCUGCAAACAGGCUUUACAGAGAAUGAAGUGCUACAGAUAUUCUGUGAUACCUGUGAAGCCGUUGCCCGCUUGCAUCAGUGUAAAACUCCUAUUAUUCACCGGGACCUGAAGGUAACAGACAAACUGUUUCUGUGGAGUGUUAUCUACUGA